CGUCUGCCCCUUCUCCAUUUCGCCACCGCAACACUUCCCUACUCCCCCGAAUCUCCCACUGCAUCGGAGGGCUCCGCCACGCCAAUGGCGUCCCCGCCGCCGCCAGAGGCCGCACCGGCUGAGGCGGGGCUCGAGAGUAUGGAGGGCCUCGUCCUGGACACGGUCAUCUCAAGGGCCGGCGCGCGCCCCGCAGCGGCGCUCGCCUGCGCCAGCACGCGCCUCCGCACCGCCGUCGCCGACGACUCCCUCUGGCGCAGAUUCUGCGCUGAGGACCUGGGGCUCGACGCGCCCGUCGAUCCGGAGGGUCAGCCUCUCCCCUCGUUCCAGGUUGCAUAUAAGGUUUGGUUGGAGUCUUUUGGCAUGUACCCUCUACCUAUGGUAAAGAGAGUGAAACAAUUUUGGACUUCAAUGAAAACUUGGUUGUCUGAAAACUUUCCCGAGGCAUACAAAACGUUGUGCAAAGGUGUUUCUGAAGCUCAAUUAAAGUCGGCAGAGGAUGAUCUUGGUUUCAAGCUCCCUAUGCCCACAAAGCUGUUGUAUCGCUUUUGCAAUGCUCAACUGCCUUUUAGUGAAGACCAUGAUGCAAACAAAAGCAUUUCCACUCAUGGAUUGAUUGGGGGCUAUGCAUUUUAUGAUCAUUGGGUGAAUGUGCAUUUGUCACCUCUUGAGCAAAUAGUUGAAGAGACAAAGGACUUCUAUCGGGAGUUCCCUGAUGUCUUUAAUGGGCGCAACUUCAUUGUAGUGGCGACUUCAUGGUUUCGUCCGAAAACGUUUCUUCUAGAUUGCUCAAAUGGUGAACUUUAUGUUGGUACAUACAACUUACCUAUAGGAGGAAUGCUUCCCUGUGUCCCUAAAGCAUUGAUAAAGCCAGCAGAGAAUGAUCUAGCCCAAGAUGGACUACUUCUGUGGUUAGAAGAGCAUCUUAGGCGUUUACAGAAUGGCAUGAUCAAGACCCGUAUGCUGAUGACAUCGAGAUAUAUCAGCUUAUAUCCAGAAGCACCUCCAUCAUGCAGUUCAGCUGUUACAAAUGGCAUUAAGGUACGCUCGUCUGCUGUCUUUGUGCCAGAACAUCCUGGGGGGCCUGGGGAAAAAUUUAUGUUCACUUACUCGAUUCGCAUGUCAGUUCCAGAGGCAUGCAUGCUAGGUGGUGUGUACUAUUCUUGCUGCCAGCUUUCCUCCCGCCACUGGACCAUCAGAUCGUGUGACAGGGUUGUUUCUGAUGUGAGCGGAGGAGGUGUUAUUGGACAGUAUCCUGUACUGUUACCUGGUGAGGAUGAGUUUGUCUACGAGAGUUGCACGCCACUGCCCAAAGUACCUGGAUCUGUGGAGGGUUCUUUCUCGUUUGUGCCUGGCAAGUUGAUCCGACCUGAAGGGAAGCCUUUCGAAGUCAUGGUGGCGCCAUUCCCUCUUGAGGUGCCAGAAUACAUCUUCUGAUGAUCACAGCAAGAACUAAAUGUAUGCUUGCUAGUUGCAUCGCCGUGGUACUGCUUGUUGGGGAAAAGUUUGGAUGGUAAGCAUGAUCUUGUUGGAGUAAUGUAAAAUAAGAAACCGUGUGCUCUUACUUCAUGUAGCAAUCAAUCAACACAGCCACCAGCAAAUGUGCCGCAUAUCAGUUGCACCUGUGCUGGGCUAGUGUGCUGGACCAGACUGCUGUGGAGAUAUCAACUAGCAGGCUUAGGCUCCGAUCCAACAUGAUAUCCCACGGCGAGGGCGAGGGCGAGGGCGUCUCGUGUUGCACAAACCUCCCCUUUCCUCCAUGGCUCAGUUAGUAGUAGCUUAAGGACAACAGGAACAUGUCGACAUAGAGCGCUUGUGCUUUAUGUGCAGCGGAGGACUCGUGGAAGCAUUCUCUUAUUGUUGCAAUAUGGCUCAGUGUGUUUGGGCACUUGAGCGAGAAGAGCUUGUGGACCUUAUAUGCGAGAUCUCAGGCUAAAAGUUGGUUGGCAGAGAUGUUUCUGAGGUUAUAGCCGGACAAGACAAGAGCAGUUGUUAUUAUGUGGGCAAUAUAUGACACGCAAGGAAAAAACGAUUCACGAAGAUUUGUUUCAA
Messenger RNA from Sorghum bicolor (sorghum), 2049 nucleotides. Its product is annotated as F-box protein SKIP16. The record is from RefSeq and is a predicted model, not a curated record. The transcript is spliced from 5 exons. Gene Ontology annotation, molecular function: protein binding. Lineage: Eukaryota; Viridiplantae; Streptophyta; Magnoliopsida; Poales; Poaceae. The coding region runs from base 85 to 1434 and encodes 449 amino acids.